Messenger RNA from Varanus komodoensis (Komodo dragon), 1656 nucleotides. It is a transcript of the gene SRSF3, whose product is annotated as serine and arginine rich splicing factor 3. Gene Ontology annotation, biological process: mRNA splicing, via spliceosome. The transcript is spliced from 6 exons. Gene Ontology annotation, cellular component: nuclear speck. The record is from RefSeq and is a predicted model, not a curated record. The coding region runs from base 286 to 780 and encodes 164 amino acids. NCBI's taxonomy places the organism in Eukaryota, Metazoa, Chordata, Lepidosauria, Squamata, Varanidae. Gene Ontology annotation, molecular function: RNA binding.
AGGCCUCGCGGUUGAGACAGCGGACAAAGAGCCGCCGCCAUUUUGUAUGGUCGUAGUAACGUUAGGGUUUCUGCUGCCGGGAUGAUGGUCCCGUGGAUGAGAGGGAAUAAGCGCGGACUGGGCACUGUUGUUGUAUGCCCAGACUUGAGGCGAGGGAGGGGGAGCUGUGAGGGUCGACGGACACUUGGGCGGGAACGGCUGUGAAGGCGUAUCGCCAACUGGCGUAUUUACAAGCCUUAAGGUACCUCGUGGGUGAACCCGAGGCCCAACUCCGGACGGCAUGAGAUGCAUCGUGAUUCCUGUCCACUGGACUGCAAGGUUUAUGUAGGUAACCUUGGGAACAAUGGCAACAAAACUGAAUUGGAACGAGCUUUUGGCUACUAUGGACCACUGCGUAGUGUAUGGGUUGCUAGAAACCCCCCUGGUUUUGCUUUUGUUGAAUUUGAAGACCCACGUGAUGCUGCUGAUGCAGUGAGAGAACUAGAUGGGAGAACACUUUGUGGGUGUCGUGUCAGGGUGGAGCUGUCCAAUGGUGAAAAACGUAGUCGGAACCGUGGUCCACCUCCUUCAUGGAGUAGACGUCCUCGAGAUGACUACCGCAGGAGAAGUCCUCCUCCUCGCCGCAGAUCUCCACGAAGGAGAAGCUUCUCCCGUAGCCGCAGCAGGUCCCUUUCUAGAGAUAGGAGGAGAGAGAGAUCACUAUCACGGGAGAGAAAUCAUAAGCCUUCCCGUUCAUUUUCCAGAUCACGUAGCCGCUCCAGGUCAAAUGACAGGAAAUAGAACUUCAGGAAGAGCAAUGUACAGGAAGUCACAUUAGUUCUGAAGAAAGGUGUAUGUACAGAACAUUGCUUUCGUUAAGACUUCAUAAGCUUGGUGCAUUUUUAAGAUGUUUUAGCUGUCAAAUUUUGUUUCCUUGUCUCUUGUAACAGGUGACAAAUGUAACAGUUGUGAAUCUGUAUAUGGUUCUGAGCAGGUCAUAAGAAAUGUAAUAAACUCAUUGCGUUACAGUGUACCCUUAAGCAUAACUUUUAUUUGCUUCUGUAUUAGCCAGUUACCUUGCAUAGACUUACCAAACAAAACCUCAAAGCCAUGCAGUGGCAAAAGUUCUUAAGUCUUUUGGGUUGCGUUUUGGCUUCUCAGGAUCUAAAUGUGAAAAGAAGUUCUCAACACUCAUGGACUAUUAAUCAAGAGCGUUUGCUACAAUCCUAAUGGGCCUUCUAUGCACGGUGAGACUAGCAGGCUUGAUUAGUCAGAAUAGUGGAAAGAAUAAAACCAAUAACAAGCAAAGGGACUGUGAAAGCUGUAUAGGUAGACUUCUUUCUAAAAUUGUUCAGGUUCUGAUUUAUAAUAGUCUGUGCUGGUCUUAUGACCAUUAUAAAACUAAUGGAAAUACCAGCUUAGUCAGAACUACACUCUGUUGUAAAGAAAGGUAAAUUAAGUACUGCACCUUUUGAGUAGAGCACUACUUAAAUUGCUGAAAGAUGGACUGCUUAUCAGGUUUCACUAUUGAACAGACCAAAAAAGGACCCAUAUGUUGGGUAAACGUGGAUGCAUAAGGGUACAUUGUAGAUGCAGUAUGUCUUUAUUGUGCAUAAGUUGUCAUGUCACUGUAAACUCUUGAAAAUCCUUGGAUUAAAGUUUUGGUUACAAAUCGUU